AAAUUUCUCUCUCACCAAUGCAUAAACAUUAUAAAUAUCGGUAACUACAAUAUUGUCAUUUCCAUUUCCUAAUAUAUACAAGCAAACCUAAAUAAACUAGUCUUAUAAAAAAAUGAAUUUCUCGUCCUACCCUCCCUUCUUCCGCCCAAACCACAACGGCCAAUUACACUCGGUCGAGCAGAACUCUCUCGAAUUCGAUUCGGAUUCGAGUCCUCAAUCCGCGAGGCUUCCAUUAAUGGAUUUCGAGGCCCUCGACCGCGCACACCUGAGCGAGGUGUGCCGCGAGUGGGGCAUGUUCAGGCUGACCAACCACGGCGUGCCCGCGGAGCUGCUGAGCCAGCUCCACGAUCACGCCAACGAGCUAUUCUCGCGCGACUUCGAAUCCAAAGAGGGGAUUAUUCCCACCACUCCUAUGCUCUACUUCUGGGGCAAUCCUGCUCUCACCAUGUCUGCAAAUGCUCACCACAAAGCCUCUCCUUCUGACAACUACCACAACUGGCUCGAAGGCCUCAAUGUUUCACUCAACAACAUUUCUCAUUCCCAUUACCAAGAUCCACUCCUUGAAUCUUUCAGGUUUUUACUAGAGGAAUAUGGGAGGCAUCAAACAAGGCUGGCAAAGGCCAUAUUCAGCGCCAUGGCUGAAGACCUCGGUUUCUCACUACCCAAAUCAAUGUCGUACCUAUCUCCGGCCACCGGAAUCAUACGUGUGUAUCGAUACAUGCGAUGCCCGGCUGCGGACCGGAGAUGGGGCAUCCCUGACCACACAGACAGCUCUGUGCUGUCCAUAAUUCACCAGGAUCAAGUGGGGGGGCUUCAAGUUUGGAAGAACAAUCAGUGGCUGGAUGUGGACCCCAUUCAUGACACACUCAUUGUCAAUCUUGGGGACAUGAUGCAGGCGAUGAGUGAUGACAAAUAUGUAAGCGUGAGGCACAGAGUGAAGGUGAACAGGGUGAAGGAGAGGGUGUCGAUAGGGUAUUUCGUGUUCCCGGCUGAGGAUGGAGUGAUAGAGACCUCCAACUACAAGCCUUUCACUUAUGCAGACUUCAAAGCUAGGAAUGAACUUGACCUCAAGAUCCAUGGUGUCAAGAUUGGGCUUCCUAGAUUCAGGAAGGAACAAUCUGUUUGACCACCAUUGGUCAAUUGGGGAAGCCUCCUUAUGUUGACUUUAAACUUUGUUUUGAUUCCUCACGUAACUUAAUAUUGAGGUGUCCCACAUCAUAGUAGAAUAGAUCCUCACAUUCCUUGACAAAAUUACUUCGUAAUUAUUAGAUUGGAUACAUUUUCUUACUCCUA
Messenger RNA from Salvia hispanica, 1293 nucleotides. Its product is annotated as 2-oxoglutarate (2OG) and Fe(II)-dependent oxygenase superfamily protein. NCBI's taxonomy places the organism in Eukaryota, Viridiplantae, Streptophyta, Magnoliopsida, Lamiales, Lamiaceae. The record is from RefSeq and is a predicted model, not a curated record.